AUGAAGGCAUGGUAUAGUAGGAGUGACAUCUACUUGAUGUACUAUUUGUAUUCUGAGAAAAAAAUGGUUACAUAUAAGGGAAAUCAUUUAAUAUCACAUGUCACACUUAGUGCGACAAGGCAGGUCUUUCAAAUUUCUGGGAUUUGGACAUUAGUAGAUGGUUUAGACCUCAUUUCCGCUUCAGAAGGCGCCAACUUGGAUAUGAAACCAGGCUUUAUAAGGUAUCGGUUAGUUUGGCUGCGAAUCUUUGAUCUGAUAUCAAUGUCUUUGAUUUUAGGAUCUGGAAUUGAAUUUGAGAACAAUAAAAAAAUAAUGCUUAUCGAAUACAAGUUGUGUUAA
Molecule: messenger RNA, 339 nt
Organism: Rhizophagus irregularis DAOM 181602=DAOM 197198
Lineage: Eukaryota; Fungi; Glomeromycota; Glomeromycetes; Glomerales; Glomeraceae
Source: RefSeq, a predicted model, not a curated record